CGGUAAGAUCACCACCGACAAUUAUCGUACGGCCAUAAUAAAAAGGGAGGAAAUUAUAUCUUCCCCUUCGUCUCUCUCGCAAUCGAUCUCGCUCGAAAUCCUUGAAAGAAUCGUGACACGAAGAUUGCCGACGCGAUCGAAGGAGAAUUCUGAGGGAAGACUGUGGAAAAAAAGAUCGUCGUAAUCUAGCGUAGCCAUGAACUCCAGAAGGGACUAUCGAGGUACUAGAGCUGCGCUUUUUGAUGGAAUUGAAGAAGGUGGCAUCCGAGCUUCACAAUUUUCUUCUCAUGAAAUUUCUGAGCAUGAUAAUGAUGUGGCUAUUGAAGGUCUACAAGAUAGAGUCAGCAUAUUGAAGAGGUUGACAGGUGAUAUACAUGAAGAGGUUGAGAAUCACAACAGAGUCCUGGAUCACAUGGGCAGUGACAUGGAUUCGUCAAGGGGAAUUCUUUCUGGAACAGUGGAUCGCUUCAAGCUGGUUUUUGAGACUAAAUCAAGCCGUCGAACGGCGACCCUCAUCGCCUCUUUUGUGGCUCUCUUCUUGCUCAUCUAUUUCCUGACCAAAUAAGUAGCUGCCCGAAUCCUUGUCUGGAGUAUGAAAGCACAUCUUCGUCUGCCUGGACACUCGCAAUGUCAUAUAUAGUUUUGUGCAAUAUCAUCUACAAACAUGUCAAAAUGCAAGAUUUAGUUGCUGUUCAUGGAGUGUGCUUAUUGUUUACUGUGGCUAAGAUGGUGCACUGUGUAUGCUCCUAUGGUGUCACAUAAUAGCUAAAACUGCUUUAAAUGGUGUGCUUAAGAUUUGCAUUCUUGUAUACCUACUUGGGGUCCUUGCACGUAGAAUAUAUGCAUGUUCCUUUA
Zingiber officinale is the source of this 855-nucleotide messenger RNA. Its product is annotated as bet1-like SNARE 1-1. The transcript is spliced from 6 exons. Bases 197 to 565 code for a protein of 122 amino acids. NCBI's taxonomy places the organism in Eukaryota, Viridiplantae, Streptophyta, Magnoliopsida, Zingiberales, Zingiberaceae. The record is from RefSeq and is a predicted model, not a curated record.